Colletotrichum graminicola M1.001 is the source of this 999-nucleotide messenger RNA. RefSeq lists its product as uncharacterized. The coding region runs from base 1 to 999 and encodes 332 amino acids. Lineage: Eukaryota; Fungi; Ascomycota; Sordariomycetes; Glomerellales; Glomerellaceae. The transcript has a single exon. The record is from RefSeq and is a predicted model, not a curated record. Gene Ontology annotation, biological process: canonical NF-kappaB signal transduction.
AUGACGAGCCCACCAGCUUCCCCGCGACGGCGGCACAUCCUGUCAUCCGUCAACCCGGAGGAGCGUCACGAGGAGGCGCCGCGGUCCAAGAAGCGCAGCUCACCUGGCGCGACAGAGUCGAUUACGGAAGAACAUGCGACAGCAGAUGACGGCCCAGACCUACAGCCUAGACCGUCGCGCAUUCGUCUCAAGUCGAGACACUCCAAGUCAAGCAGAUCACAUGGCGACCGCGACGAUACCGAACACCGUUCCUCACAUCACCGCCAUCACCACCGUCGGCGACAUCGCAGACGGUCGAGAUCGCCAACGCCACCAAAUCCCUACGAACAACAGGCACUCGACCCGGAUGCCGCGUUUCGUGAGUCCCUGUUCGACGCGAUGGCGGACGACGAGGGCGCAGACUACUGGCAAAGCGUCUACGGGCAGCCGAUACACGUUUACUCCAACGAGCGACCCGGCCCAGACGGCGAGCUGGAGCGCAUGACGGACGAGGAAUACGCCCAGCACGUCAGGCGGAAAAUGUGGGAGAAGACGCACCAGGGCUUGAUCGAGGAGAGGGCCCGUCGAGAGGAGGCACGGAAACACAAACGCGAGGAGGAGAAGAUGAAUCGGAAGCUGCAGGAAGACAUGGAACGGAGCCUCCGGCGCGGGGAGGAGCGCCGUCGGAGGAGGACGUGGACGCGGCUCUGGGAAGAGUACGCACACGCCUGGUCGGAAUGGUCCAACGAUGCGGAGAAGAUACCGUGGCCCGUGGAAAGUGGACGGUGCAAAGACAUCAACGAAAAGGAGGUCAGGCGGUUCAUCGUGAACGGGCUGGCAGUGGAGGACAUUGGCGAGAAGGAGUUCGCCGCAAAGCUACGCGAGGAACGCGUGCGGUGGCAUCCGGACAAGAUGCAGCAAAAGCUCGGGGGCCAGGUGGACGAGGCCAUCAUGAAGGACAUUACGGCCAUUUUCCAAAUCAUUGACAAGUUAUGGGCAGAUACCCGGUCGAAGGCGUAA